AUGGCUCCCAUCCGGCGUUACUUGCGCAUCAGCAAAUAUUCGGUCCUGGAAUGUCGCAUCUACACGGAAAAGCCAUCCGAUGCUCGCUGGCUGCUGAACGCCCAAGACCCUGUCUUGCCACGCGUGUUCAAGGCGAUUCGCCCGCUGGUCUUGCCUAGACUGCGCGAGGAGAACGAACGACUGUGGCUGCGAAAGAAGGCCAAGCCAGUGAAGGAUGUCAUCACUGAAGAUGACUUCGAAGUCGGCAUCUUUCUCCGCGAAUCACGCACCCGUCAUUCGCUCCUAACACGUCACAAGAACUUCGAGCAGCCAGAGAAACAGGAGGAUACAGAGGCGCCCUCAGUGCCGGGGAACACAUUGGCAGAUGCAGAGGUCAUUGAGGACAGUGAGGACGAGCCCGUCAUCGACCUGCAGGGUAUCCCUCAGGCGGCCGAUGACGACAUUGCACCAGCAGACAAUCGCUCGUCACGAAGGAGAAGAAGGAGAGUCUCGGCCAAGGUAGAGGAAUCAGAGGAUAUGGACCAGGACAGCGGGGAUGACAAGAAGAUGGGUUUCAGUACACAUUACGAGAGUUUCAACAUCUGUGGCUGGGUGCUCUGUUUGCUCAUCUCGCGCAAAAGCGACAAGGCCGUGAGCCGACCCAGGGCGGACCCCUCAGCACCCAAGCAGCCUCUGAUGGAAGAAUGGAUUUCGACUCAAGCUCAGCCGACCCUGGACGAGGACUGA
Messenger RNA from Penicillium argentinense, 726 nucleotides. RefSeq lists its product as uncharacterized. Bases 1 to 726 code for a protein of 241 amino acids. The record is from RefSeq and is a predicted model, not a curated record. Lineage: Eukaryota; Fungi; Ascomycota; Eurotiomycetes; Eurotiales; Aspergillaceae. The transcript is spliced from 2 exons.